This is a messenger RNA of Triplophysa dalaica, 4666 nucleotides long. RefSeq names its product collagen alpha-3(VI) chain. The coding region runs from base 231 to 4520 and encodes 1429 amino acids. The transcript is spliced from 9 exons. Lineage: Eukaryota; Metazoa; Chordata; Actinopteri; Cypriniformes; Nemacheilidae. The record is from RefSeq and is a predicted model, not a curated record.
CACUGCUCUGGAGAGCACACAGUCAGCUAAACAGACCAGCAUCUCCAGCACCCGAGCUAGUUAGCAUCAUCUGUGACUAACCUAUCCACAACAGUUCACUGAAGGAAACUACCAGGAAGAUAAUGACCUAAUAGUUGUCUUUUUUGCAGAUAUUUGCGAUCCCAUAGAAAUACUGUGGAAUACAGUACUCUGAAUUCUGUAUUCCAGAGUUGUCCAUUUUAACGUGGACAAUGUGGAAGCCGAGGCUGGCGCUGUACGCCCUCUUGGGUGUUAUGGCUUUUGGCCUAUUCCCAAAUCUUGAAGCUCAGGAUGUCCCAGCCGACCUUGUGCUCUUAAUUGACGGAUCAGAGAACAUUGGAGCUGACGACUUUCCCCUCGUCCGCGAUUUGGCUGUCCAAGUGAUUGAGGGGCUUGCCGUGGGCAAGGAUGCAAUCCGCGUAGCCGUUGUGCUUUACGCUGAAAACCCUGAGACUCAGUUCUAUCUCAAUAGCCAUGACAGCAAAGAGAACAUCCUCACUGCUAUCCAGGGAAUUCAGUACCCUGGUGGUCCUGAGGCAAAUCUCGGGGCAGCCUUGGAAGAGGUGACAGAAAGUCUGUUGGGUCCAGAUGCAGGGGGAAGGGGAGAGGAAGGGGUCCCACAGGUACUGAUGGUGAUCAGUGCUGGGCAGUCUAGUGAUGAUAUCAGUCAGGGCGAGAGGGCCCUGAAGCAGGCCAGUGUGUACACCUUUGGCCUUGCUGUAGGGGAUUUUGAUACUGCUCAAUUGGAAGCUGUUGCUACGGACACAAGGUUUGUGCUGUCUGAAUCUGAUGUCAGAACAGUGGCAAACGCAGGUGACCAGAUGCUACAGUUCAUUAAUGGGGUCGCCCUGCGCACCAUUGUGAUUGAAACUAAUUUUGUAGAAGCAUUGGCUGUUGGAAGGAGAGAUAUUAUUUUCCUCAUUGACAGUAGUAUGGGUACAACCCUUGUCAAUGCAGUGCGAGAAUUCAUCAGAAAGUUUAUUGACAGCAUGCCAAUUGGCCCUGAUCAGGUGCAGGUUGGAGUAGCCAUGUUCUCCUCUGCCCCCAAGGUGGAGAUUAACCUCAACUCAUUCGUCUCCAAAGAAUCCCUAAUCUCAAACCUUGGAAGAAUAAAACCCAGACCUUCAUCUGAAGUCAACAUUGGUGCUGCUCUGGAUUUUGUAAGGACCGACAUGCUCAGACCUGAGAGUGGGAGCCGUAUUCAACAAAGAGUGCCACAGCUUGUUCUGCUACUGACCAGUAAAAAAUCUAAAGACAGUGUCCAGCAGUCAGCUGAAGCUCUUCGGCAGAUGGGUGUUCUGACUUUGGCUGCAGGCUCCAGGUCUGCUGAUGAGGCUGAGCUCAAACAAAUAGCUUUUGACGAAAGUCUGGUUUUCAUGCUCAAGGACUUCAGGAUAUUGACACGCAACCCCCAAAAAAUAGUCUCCUCUCUCUCAACGUUAUCUGGUGUUAUUGAAUCAGAGACUCCAACUGAAACGGGUCCAGUUGUGGAUGUCACUACAGUCCAAACCCAAAAAGUUGUCAGAGACAUUCUCUUUGUGGUGGAUGGAUCCAGCUAUGUUGGAAAUGCCAAUUUACAGUAUGUCCGGGACUUCAUCUCUGGAGUGGUGAACAGACUAGACGUACGACCUGAGCGAGUACGCAUCGCCCUGAUGCAGUUUGAUGAGGGACAGCGUACAGAGUUUUUUUUUAACACGCACAACACCAAACAGGAAGUGCUCUCUAGCAUUGCUCAGUUUAGUCUGAUGGGAGGACGUGCAUUAAACACUGGUGCUGCCCUCCAGUAUGCACUAAGCAACCAUUUCCAGGCAUCAGCUGGGUCUCGUAAGAGUCAGGGGAUCCAGCAGGUACUGGUGCUGAUAACAGGAGGUCCCUCUCAAGAUGCGGCCAAGAGUCUCGCAGACCGAGUUGCUCUCGCUGGAGUUUUGACUUUUGCUGUUGGAGCUGGUCAGGUGGAAGAGAGUUUCCUGACAAAGGUUGCUUUUGUAGAAGAUUUGGCGUACUACAGAAGAAGUUUUCGUGAAAUAUCAAGCGUUAUUGAUGAGAUCAUGAUACCUCUGGUCACUGUUGUUGGGGAGACUGAUACAGUAGUUAAGGAGAUAGAGGUUGAACCCCCUGUGCCUUCUGGUGAUAAAAGAGAUGUUGCAUUCUUGAUUGACGGCUCUGAUGAUGUCCGAGGGGACUUUAGCUACAUCCGUGAAUUCAUUUCCAAAGUCAUUGCACCUCUUGAUAUUGGCAUAGAUAAAGUAAGAGUUGCUGUGGUCCAGCAUAGUGAGAGACCAAGCACUAACUUCUACCUAAACACUUACAAAACCAAAGAUGAAGUGAUGACGGCUGUAAAUGGACUUACCCUGGCUGGUGGCAGAAGUUUGAAUACUGGUGCUGCCUUGACCUUCAUGAAAAACACCAUCUUAUCAACAGCACGGGGCAGUCGAGCAGCCCAGAAUGUCCCCCAAUUUUUGAUUGUCCUGACUGGAGGAAGAUCAAGAGACAGCGUGAGGGAACCUGCGGUUGCCCUUAAGACCGAAGGAGUUGUCCCUUUUGGUGUCGGAGUGAAAAAUGCAGACCCUAAACAGAUUGAGGCCAUUUCGCACAAUCCAUCAUUUGCUUUCAAUGUCAGGGAGUUCAGCGAGCUCAACACGGUUCAGCAAAGACUCCAGAAUUAUGUGAGUCUUCCAAAAGAACAACUUAAGGUCGUUCUAGAAGAAGUGGAAUUAGAUGCAGCUCAAAGAGACAUUGUCUUUCUCCUGGAUGGGUCUGAUGAUACUAGGGAUGAAUUUAAAUACAUGACUCAGUUUGUUAAAAGAGUGGUGGACAAACUCAAUAUAGGACUGAGCGGAGACAGAGUGUCUGUGGUACAGUACAGCACAGAACCACAAGUCCAUUUUUAUCUGAACACAUAUAACACAAAGCAAGAAGUUAUAGAUUCAAUUAAGAGCCUGGACCACCAGGGUGGAAGACCUCUCAACACAGGAGGAGCUCUUGGGUAUUUAAAAAACAACAUGUUCAUUCCCUCCUCUGGGAGCAGACUGCUAGAGGGGGUUCCUCAGAUUCUUAUACUUGUGACUGGAGCAAGGUCUCAGGAUGAUGUUAGAGCACCUGCCGCUGGACUCAAACAGGACAAUAUUGUCUCAUUCAGUAUCGGCACUGAAAAUGCAGAUGUUAUUCAGCUGCAGACAAUCUCAUAUACUCCUGGUCAUACCCUUACUGUCCCUCAAUUUGAUGACCUUGAAGACAUUGAACAAAAACUUGUAUCAUAUGUGAAAAGAGUUCCGCGCCAGCCCAGGAGGCUUCAACCAACUACAAAAGAUGCUGAUAAAAGAGAUUUUGUUUUUUUGAUCGAUGCCUCUGAUGACACAAGGGGAAGUUUCUCAGGAGUGCAAAACUUUAUUCAGACCCUGGUUCAGCAACUGAAUGUGGCACCAGAUAAAGAUCGUGUUUCAGUGGUCCAGUACAGUGACAACACAUUAGUUGAUUUCCACUUGAAUACACAUUCAUCCUUAGAUGAUGUUUUAAACCAUGUGAAACAUCUGAUUCAUAAAGGAGGAAGGCUACGGCACACAGGGGCAGCAUUACAGUUUGUUAUGGACAACAUGUUUACAGCUGCUGCAGGGAGUAGACAUAUGGAAGGUGUGCCGCAGGUGCUAAUUCUCCUGAUUUCUGGAAGGUCCAAUGAUGAUAUUCAAGGAUCAGUUAAAGCUUUGAAAGACAUUGGUGCUGUUUCUUUAGGUAUUGGUACCGCAAAUGCUGAUACGCUUGAGUUACAAACAAUUUCCCAUCAAUCAAAUUACCUUUUUAUUUCUGAUUUUGAGAACACUUCUGAAGUUCAAAAGAAUAUUCUAACAUUGAUAAAUGGGGCAUUUUACCACCAGCUGCCAACAAUAGGGCCUCAGGUCUCUGAAUCUGUCAAAAGGGAUGUUGCAUUUCUUAUUGAUGGAUCUGAUGAUUCUAGAAAUGGUUUUGAGGCUAUUCGCAAUUUUAUGCAAAAAGUGGUUGAGGGUUUAAAUGUGGAUGAAGAUUUUGAUAGGGUGGCUGUUGUCCAGUACAGUCGAAAUUCCACAGCAAAUUUUUAUCUCAGCUCGUACUCAACUAAAGAAGAGGUCCUUAAUUCAAUACGUUCCAUGAGGCACAAAAGUGGAAGACCACUGAAUACCGGAGCUGCUUUGCGAUUUAUUAAAGAAAAUAUAUUUACACCUUCAUCUGGAGGCAGAAGUCAUGAGGGUGUAGCUUCGAUUCUGUACUUAUGUAGUGGUGGUAGAUCCAAUGAUGACGUAAGAACCAUUUCGCAAGAUUUAAGAGAAAGAAACAUUAAAGUCUUUACAACUGGCACAAGAAAUGCUGACACACUUGAGUUACAGACAAUGGCUUCUACACCAGAUAAUGCUUUCUUUGUUAAUGACUUUACCUCCUUGAACCGCAUUUUACAAAGAGUUUCUUCUGUUUUGACAAGUGGUUAUGAAAUUCCUGAGCAGCUUCCGACAACUCAUGGUAAGUUUUUAUAACUGAUAUGUGUUUUGCUACUUAAUCAUUAUUCUAUUUGCUAUGUUAGGGUAUGCUACCAUUUAAAAGAUUAGUCUGGUAUUUAAUUGUCCUUUGUAGUUAUACAAAAUCGAUUGCCUGACUCUGGCAUGUGGUUAUCACUGAUAAC